GUGGAGCCCGGCGGGCAGCCCCAGCCCCAGCCGCGGCGGUCCCGGGAACGCUGACGCCAAAGCCGCCUCCGGCCAGGGCAGGGACCCGGGCUCGCCUAGCCAGCUCUGACAGCUUCAUGGCCCCAGCCAGCCACUGAGCCCCACCAUGGGCAGCCUGUACUCGGAGUACCUAAGCCCCACCAAGGUCCAGGAGCACUAUAAUUACACCAAGGAGACACUAGACAUACAGGACACACUCUCCCGCCAGGUGGCCUCAGCCCUCAUCAUCAUCCUGUGCUGUGCCAUCGUGGUAGAGAACCUGCUGGUGCUCGUCGCAGUUGCUCGAAACAGCAAGUUCCACUCAGCCAUGUACCUGUUCCUGGGCAACCUGGCCGCCUCGGACCUGCUGGCAGGCGUGGCCUUUAUAGCCAAUACCUUGCUUUCAGGCUCUGUCACACUGCAGCUGACACCUGUGCAGUGGUUUGCCCGUGAGGGCUCAGCUUUCAUCACCCUCUCCGCCUCUGUCUUCAGCCUCCUGGCCAUCGCCAUUGAGCGGCACGUGGCCAUUGCCAAGGUCAAGCUCUAUGGCAGUGACAAGAGCUGCCGCAUGUUGCUGCUUAUUGGGGCCUCAUGGCUCAUCUCACUGGCUCUUGGUGGCCUGCCCAUCCUUGGCUGGAACUGCCUGGGCCAUCUCGAGACCUGUUCCACCGUUCUGCCGCUGUACACCAAGCACUACGUGCUCUGUGUGGUAACCAUUUUCUCUGUCAUCUUAUUGGCCAUUGUAGCUCUGUAUGUUCGCAUCUACUGCGUGGUCCGCUCCAGUCAUGCUGAUGUGGCUGGCCCACAGACGCUGGCCCUGCUCAAGACAGUCACCAUCGUGCUAGGGGUCUUCAUUGUUUGCUGGCUGCCUGCCUUUAGCAUCCUCCUCCUGGACUAUGCCUGUCCUGUGCGCUCCUGCCCUAUUCUCUACAAGGCCCACUAUUUUUUUGCUUUCGCCACCCUCAACUCACUGCUCAACCCUGUAAUCUACACGUGGCGCAGCCGGGACCUGCGGCGGGAGGUACUUCGGCCGCUGCAGUGCUGUCGAGAAGUGGCAGGGGUACAAGGACGGCGGGUUGGCACCCCGCACCACCGCCUCCUGCCCCUCCGAAGCUCUAGCUCACUGGAGAGGGGCACCCACAUGCCCACGUCACCCACGAUUCUGGAGGGCAACACAGUGGUUUGAGAGACAAGUGUGCUGACAACCAGGCUAUGACUGAGGGCUAACAACCAGGCCAUGGAAAGGUGCCAGGUGAUCUCAGAGAAAGAUGUGGUGCUGCCAAGUGAGAUGGUCCACUACACAGACCUGGGUGAUACUGAAAAUAUUUUGUACCUGGGAUGACCAGCUGAGGCACUGACCUGUUGGAAGAAAGAGCUGCAGCAGAGUCCUGGAGGCCACUGCAGUGACUGGUGUGACCCCUUCAGAACUGGAUUGUAGGGAGGUCUGAGGGACCUGGAAAUGGCCCAGGUAAUAGCAGGCAGGCACUCAAGAGAAACUCAGGGCAGGAGCAAUUUACAACCUGGUACAAAGGUUUUCAUUUCACAUCUGUCUUAUGUUCACCCUGUGCCAUACUCUCCUCUGUGAAUUACCCCCCUUGUCACCUGGCAACCUCAGGCUACUACCCUGGAACCACUGUCCCAAGGGACUGGAGGCCUCUUCCCAGACCAUUGGGUCAGCCCCAGCUAACAGUUCCCCGGAUGCAAAUCCACAGCUUCCCCAAAUUUCACCAGCUGGCACUUUGACCACUUCUUCCCUUUUCUCUUACUCCAUGAGAUGCCAGGAAAUCAUGGGCUGCAUGGGGGGGCCUGAACCCCAUUCUUAGAACUCAUUGGCCACUUGCACUAUUUGGGGCACAGAGAAAUCACCAAAGGCUAGAAAAACCUGUUUGGGGAGAUGAGGAGGGCUCUGGGUCUCUCAGUGGCACAGCAUGGAACUUGAGAAAGUUCUGGGGAAGCUGCCAGCCCAGGACCCUUCUACCCCCGCCAAAAUACAACCGCCACCAGGCUACUCCCACCUCCGGCCCCAGCUGAGGUACCAGCUCUCCUAAGGCAGGACAGCCUUGAAUCCACCGUGCCUCCUUUCAAGUUGUAUUGAACGGAGCAGGGAGUGGGGGUGCCUAGGACAUUUGUGGGGACUCUCCCUCAACCUGCCCCAGAAGGACUUUGCCAAAUCCUGUGGAUAGACAGAAGGGUCAUUGCGGUACAAAUGUAUAUUUAUGUGUGUCUGUCGUGUGUGUGCAUAUAUGAUGUAUGUGACUGGAUGGAUGCUAUUCUUCUUAUGUCUGUGUUGAAACUGCCAAAGAGGGGUCUAGCCCCACACAGACCCCUUCAUAAUUGCUGGCUCAUUUCCCCACUUGAGAGCUGGGCUACAGCUCACCUUGGGGAAGGAAACCACAAGCCUCAAAAUAGUUUCUUGUGAAUGCAAAGGCUGGGAGGGUCUUUGGGGGCAAGGAGCCAGUUGGGGGCUUAUCUCCCCUCAUUCAGCUCCCCAGAUGCCACCCAACCCCAUGUCUGAGACCAGGCCCAGGCCAAUA
Messenger RNA from Molossus molossus (Pallas's mastiff bat), 2552 nucleotides. It is a transcript of the gene S1PR2, whose product is annotated as sphingosine-1-phosphate receptor 2. Lineage: Eukaryota; Metazoa; Chordata; Mammalia; Chiroptera; Molossidae. Gene Ontology annotation, biological process: sphingosine-1-phosphate receptor signaling pathway. Gene Ontology annotation, molecular function: sphingosine-1-phosphate receptor activity. Gene Ontology annotation, cellular component: membrane. The transcript has 2 exons. The record is from RefSeq and is a predicted model, not a curated record. Bases 146 to 1204 code for a protein of 352 amino acids.